GACAUUAGGAAGCAAAAAAUAUUUGAAUGAAUCUACAAGAACCCAAAGAAGAGAAUGAACCCCUUUUACCAAAAACCUGUUAUUUCAGCGACGGCAAAACCAAGGUCGACUAUGUCAUAGUGUACGCAAAACAGGAACACAUUCGUACAGAUAACUCUCUAAAUCAAAUCAACCAAUUUAUAAAAUUCAUCAAAGAUAAGGGAUUAUUAGUCGAGAGAGACCUUGGAAAGUUUUAUAACAAUUUGUACUUUAUAAAAAUCCACGGACCACAUAAUGUUCUGGUACGAUAUGCCAAAAUUUAUAACAUCUGCCUCACUUGCCAAAAUCCCUACUACAAAUACAAGGAAACAACAUGGUUUGAUUUUUUAACAACCGAAGUGACAAAACCAAACCCAGAAAGCGAGGUUUAUCAGCGCGCCGAAAAAACCCUUUCAGGUAAUAGACCCACGGAAAUAACGACAGCAGAACGCAGUCUCAUAGUUUUCGAAAUUUUGAAACGCAUUUCAUUCCUGAUUAACGACGACGAAUUCACUCUCAAAAUAAUGCUACAGAAGGAGAUUUUCUUGCAAGCGUUUCCGAUCCAUGAUGGUGAUUGUGAUUGGACGACUGAAGGACUUUUGACAGACCGACAGCUCCUAUUCCAGUUUUGGACAAACGUUAAGCACUUAUUCAAGGACCAACCGGUGCACUUGAUUGAGAAGUACUACGGCCCUAAAAUCGCCUUCUAUUUCGCCCUUGUCAAUUUUUAUACACGGAUGUUGCUCGUGCCGACUGUUAUAGGGGUUAUGACAGUGCUUACAGGUGUUGUAUUACUAUUCAAGGAACAUUUUAUUGAGGACGAGGUUUGCAACAGCAAAGUAACAAUUUGUUCGGAUCAAAAGCUCCUAACUGCUUGUACUUUAAUGAAGUUGGCCUAUGUUAUAGACAAUCCUGUGACUAUAGUCUAUGUUAUUUUGUGUUCCUUUUGGGGUGCAAUUUUCUGGAACAUGUGGCAGAGGAGACAAGCAAUGCUUCGCUUGAGAUGGAAUUUGACUGGACUUAAGACCGACCGCACUAUGAGACGUGAAUUUCAGGAAAAUGCGAAUACGCGAAAAUCGUCAAUUACUGGCGAAAUCGAGUAUUAUAUACCUCCACAUAAGAAAGUACUAUCUGCUGUGUUUUCCUACUCAAUUAUUUUCAUUAUGAUAAUUAUUAUUUUUCUUAUAGUGUUUUUGAUGGUCCAAUACAGAUUUUUUGUGAAUAAAUCGUUAAAUUAUGAUGAGACGAAGAAUGCUAAUGAGAUUGAAUUGUUCACUUCCUCGAUUAUAACAGCGGUCAUAAUCAUGCUUAUAAAUCAGUGUACCUCCUUCCUGAUGACAACCUACUCCAAAAUAAUCCGCUUUAUGACCCAUCUUCGACAACCCCGGACUCAAACCCAGUACAACCAAAUGUACUUACACAUGACUUUCAUUUUAAUAUUCGCAAACCAUUUUUCUCCACUUUUCUAUCUGGCAUACAUUAAAGGAUUCCUCCACACUUAUCCUGGAAAUUUGUCGAAAUUUUCAAUUAUAAGUACACUUCAGACCGAUCUUUGCAAACCAUCUGGGUGUCUUAUAGACUUAGGAAUACAACUGAUAACACUAAUGGUUAUCAAAACAUCAAAGAAGUUCUUUGAAGAUUUCAUGACACAUCACUUUUCACCGUGGCAAAAGAAAGCGAUACGUGACCCCACUGUGGGACAGUGGGAGAGGGAUUUUGACAAACAAGAAUUAAGUGACGCGGUUAUUAAUGAGUUGUAUACUGAAUUGGGUAACGGAAAUCGUUACUUACUUCUCUUGUUUAUUUUUUUUCUAGUGCUGCAGUACAGUUUUAUAACUUUCUUUAACGCAUCUUUGCCCAUUAUCGGACUUAUAGCUUUGAUUCACAAUUUGCUCAAAAGUCAACACGAUUCAUACAUUUUUUUGAAAUUUUAUCGAAGACCAAGUCAUGAAAGAGUUGCAGAUAUACAAGGAUGGAAUCACAUACUUAAAGCAGUGACAAUUUUUGGGACAAUAUCAAAUGCUUUCAUCGUGGCUUUUAGGACAGAUUUUGUUCUCCGGGUUUUGUAUCAAAAAACACACGAUGGUAGUUUAAAAGGUUAUGUAAAUAGUACAUUGUCUAAAUUUGCAGUUAAGGAUUAUCAACGAGAACAUUUAUUAAUAGAUCAUAAAAAUGAGUCGUUUUGCUUUUAUCGUGGUUUCAGAUACCCUCCGGAGCAUGAAAAAAAAUAUGAGCCAACUUUGGAUCAUUGGUAUUAUUUCGCAGUAAAGUCGCUCUAUUUCAUUAUUAUAGAAAAUGUUACAUUGAUUCUAUCACUAGUUUUGGGUUAUCUUAUACCGGAAAUGCCACGGAAAGUGAAAGUAAAAUUGGAAUAUGACGAACAAAUUAUAAAGUCGGCAAGGGAGGCACGCUUGGAAUUGGAGAAGUGGUAAUCGCCCGUGAAUUUUUUAUUAGUUUUUAAAUGAAAUAAAGACGUAAUUGAA
This is a messenger RNA of Tribolium madens (black flour beetle), 2501 nucleotides long. RefSeq names its product anoctamin-3-like. The record is from RefSeq and is a predicted model, not a curated record. Gene Ontology annotation, biological process: chloride transmembrane transport. Bases 27 to 2450 code for a protein of 807 amino acids. Gene Ontology annotation, cellular component: plasma membrane. Gene Ontology annotation, molecular function: chloride channel activity; protein dimerization activity. The transcript is spliced from 12 exons. Lineage: Eukaryota; Metazoa; Arthropoda; Insecta; Coleoptera; Tenebrionidae.